This is a messenger RNA of Prorocentrum cordatum, 2490 nucleotides long. NCBI's taxonomy places the organism in Eukaryota, Dinophyceae, Prorocentrales, Prorocentraceae. The record is from the annotation of a GenBank genome assembly.
GACGCGCUGCUGCAGGGCGCGCUGCUCGAGGCCCUCUGGGACUUCGGCGGCGGGGCAGCCGCGCUGCCAAGGCGAGUUCUGCGCGCCUCGGAGGACCCGCGGCUGUUCUACGCGUACGCGCGGGGUCUGUGGGCGCGCGGGGACGUGGCGGCCGCCAGGGCCCUGCUCCUGAAGCUGUGCGCGGCGGGCGCCCCAGGCGCCGCCGCUCCCGGGGCCGACGUGCGGGUGGCGCUCGGCUGGUGGCACCUCGAGCUCCAGUCCGACCCCGAAGGCCCUAUGCCGCCCCGCGCCUUCCGGGUCCUCCACGCGCUCGCCAUGGGCUCCUUCGGCGCCGCGGUCCUCGACGACGCCCCCCUCGGCGGCGACGUGGGCAUGAAGGGCCUGCAGGCGGCCAGGCGGCUGCCCGAGCUCCUCCCGCGGUGCAGCAAGACGGACGCCAGCGGCUGCCACCUGCUGCUGUCGUCCCACCACGCGGUGCUCGUGGCGACCUGCGCCCUCAGCGCGCGCUCCUCGCCCAGGCGCGCCCUGGAGCUCCUGCUGGCGGAGGCGCCCGCUGUCGCUGCCGGUGGGGCAGGCGUGCCGCCGGGGCAGCCCGCGCGGGGCGAGGAGGAGCGCUGCUGGUCGGCGGCGGCCGGAAUGGUGAUCGAGCUGCUCGGCAGGAGCCCCACCGCCUCCCCGGGCCUCGUCCGCGAGGCGGUCUGGGCGGCGCUCGCGCGAAGGCCCCGGAGCCCGUGGCUGCUGCGGGCGCUGGCCGCGAGCCACCUGCGGCACGGCUCCGUCGCCGGGCUGCGGCGGGCCAUGGACCGCGCGCUCGGGAUCCACAGGCCCCCCGCGCUCCUCCCGCCCGAGGGCAGCGCCGCGGAGGCCCUCCAGGUCGCGCUGCUGGCGGAGAUGGCCUGCGGGCCAGGGCACCGCUCGGCGGAGCGGCUGACGCGGCGCGCACGCCGGGGCGCACGCCAGCAGCGGGCAGGUGGCGGUGCACGGAGGGCAGCCCGCGCGGUGGUCGGCGCCUCACUCGGCGCGCUCAUCCGCAACUGGGGCCCUGUCGGCCCGCUCGUCCGGCACGGCGACGGCGCGCUCCGCGCUCAAGGAGGCGCUCAAGGAUCUCCUUCGCUUCUCCUCCGCCAGGUCAUCGCCCUGCCUCCCGCCGCCCGGGAGGAGCCCCUCGGCGGGCCUCCCGCGCCGGGCCCGGCCCCGAAGGUCGAGGCGCCGGGGGGGCGCCCGGCCAGCGAAGGCGGGCGAGCGCCCUCGUCGUCUCGGCGCUCCCGCUCGGUGGACGAGCUCGGCCUCGGCGCGGGCAGCGUGGGGGCGAGAGGUAGCCUCUGGGACGGAGCCGCUGGCCACCAGACUUGGCACCAGAGGCCGAGCAGCAAGGCGAUGGUGCAGGAGCCGGAGGGGAGGCCGAGGGAAAGGGCUCGCAACGUGAUGCUAGGAUGCCGGUUCGACGACGAUGCGGCGGGGCAUUCGAGCUUCGCGAGGCAGGGUCGCGCGGACUCUGCCAGGCUUGCCACCGCGCGGAAGCGCAUCGACAUCAUCCGCGAGCCAGAUCCCGCUGGCGCGCCUCUCAGUAUCGCAGGCCCCGGUCGCGAGGCCAACUUCCUGAUCGAGGCGGACACGGGCAAGAAAUACGGCAGGGCGAAGUUCUUCGACUCCGCGCACACGAAGCGGUGCACCACAGAAAUUGAGUACCGCGGCAAGAUGAAGAUGGCACCGCUCGAGAGGUCGAAGAUCUGGGAUGUAGUCUUCCGUCGCGAGGGCAGGGACGACGGCGUCGGCUACCGGAAGGCGCAGGUCGACGGCGCUGCCGGCCUGCAGGGAGGGGACCGGAUCAACUUCAAGGAGAUCCAGAUGGGCCGCAAGGCCAAGCCCGACCACCUCCUCUCGAACCAGCCCGUGGCCAACCUGCUCCACCACCACGCCGGCCCCGAGGACGGCCGGCAGAGCUUGCAGCGGUCCGCGUCUGCCCCGCCAGAGCCGGGCGAGCGGACCCCGGUAUUCGUCCCCUACACCAGGCUCGUCGGUAGCAAAUCAUGGUGGCCUUGUAUAUGUGUCCUCGGAAUCCCGUCUUCACACGAUGAUGGACUGUUUGUCCGGCCCCUUCAGAUAUGGGAGCGCUUCCUGAUUACACUGCCCUUCCUCCCGUCACCUGUUCGCGAGGCGGAAUUCGCCUCCUGCGAGUGCUCGUGUCUUUCUCGCCCUCAUUUUCCCUGCGAGCUUCUAGGAGCUGGCGUUGCCUUUGUAAGCGGACUGCUGCUGUGCUGGUCAUGGCACGGCUCCUCCACGAUUCCCGCGGAGGCCCCUCGCGGCAGUGACCGAGGCCCCGCUGCCUGCAUCCGCUGCGCCAGCUGCGGGCGUGCUUCUGCUGGGACCGGCCGCGGGGGUUCCCUCCACAAGGAGGGGGUCCCCCGAGGCUCCCGCGGCGCAGCGUGCCUGCGGCUCUCGCGAGCGUGCGGCAGGCUCCGCCGCGGCGCUCCCUGCGCCCCCCUCUGA